GAUAUUCACGGGACAGUGGUGAUGAUAGUGGCUAGCUACUGCAGCUGCCUCCUUGGGGGAGUGUGAAGCAUACGGUUAUUGAUAUGAAGUCACUCAACGGUGCACCAACUAUGAGCAAUCGGACAGUAGUCUUAGUUUAAUCGACGCAAGUCCCUGUUGGGUUUCAUCAUUUUUUCGAGCAGAUACCUAGCAAUAAGACAGUGUGGGACAGUAACAUUCACCGCUGUCGCUAGCAGGCUAGUCUAGCAAGCUACAAGCUGACAUAUCAGUCGAACCCUGUUAAGAUAGCUCGCUAACAUUAGCUAGCUCAAACGAACGUCAGGGCAGCUAUGUUUGUACAAGAGGAAAAGAUCUUUGCUGGGAAAGUUUUAAAGAUUCAUAUAUGCACCAUGGAGGGUGUGGAAUGGCUGGAGGAAGUUACAGAAGAUACCACUAUUGAAAAACUUAAAGAAAGGUGCUUGAAACACUGUGUUCAUGGAAGUCUGGAAGAUCCAAAGGUUCUCACACACCAUAAACUUAUUCACGCAGCAUCAGAAAGGGUUCUUUCUGAAACCAAAACAGUAGCUGAUGAGAACCUUAAAGAAAAAGAUGUGCUUUUGUUAAUUAAAAAAAGACCACCUCCACCGCCACCCAAAAUGGUAGACAUUGCAGCUGAGGAGAAGAAGAAGCAAGAAAGUAAGGCCCCAGACAAAGAUGCCAUUCUUAAAGCCACAGCUAACCUAUCUACUCGACACACAGACCGCACAGUAACUCAGCACAAUAUUCGGGAUUUUCAGACAGAGCUAAGGAAGAUCCUUGUAUCACUCAUUGAAGUGGCACAGAAACUCCUUGCUUUGAAUCCAGAUGCAGUUGAGCUUUUCAAGAAGGCCAAUGCCAUGUUGGAUGAGGACGAGGAGGACCGGGUGGAUGAGACAGCCUUGCAACAGCUCACUGAAAUGGGCUUCCCUGAGAGCAGAGCAGUCAAGGCCCUCCGCCUAAACCACAUGUCAGUAACCCAGGCCAUGGAAUGGCUAAUUGAGCACGUGGAUGACCCCACUGCUGAUGCCCCUCUGGUGAACCAGGAGGCCUCGGGGGCGUCCGCUGCUGCUGCUGCUGCUGCUGCUGCUUCUGCUGCUUCUGUUGCUGCUUCGGUGUCAGGCGCCACAGCCUCGGGACCUCUCUCCCGGAUCUCUGAGCCUUCCAGCACAGAGGAGGCCAAACAAGACGAGCUCACUGAGAUCUUCAAGAGGAUCCGACGGAAACGAGAGUUCCGACCAGACUCACGGGCUGUCAUUGCACUGAUGGAGAUGGGCUUUGAUGAAAAGGAAGUGGUCGAUGCCCUUCGGGUCAAUAAUAACCAGCAGGACGCUGCGUGUGAGUGGUUGCUUGGGGACCGGAAGCCUUCGCCAGAGGACCUGGACAAGGGAAUUGAUACCAACAGCCCUCUGUUUCAAGCCAUACUUGAAAACCCUGUGGUCCAGCUUGGCUUAACGAAUCCAAAAACUUUGUUAGCUUUCGAGGACAUGCUGGAGAAUCCACUGAACAGCACGCAGUGGAUGAAUGACCCAGAGACGGGGCCGGUGAUGCUUCAGAUCUCCCGAAUCUUUCAAACACUCAACCGCACAUGAAGGCAUACCUCAGCGCGGGUGUGCGGGGAUGGCAGGAGGAUCUGUAUGCCCUAAAGAGUCACAGGAGGGGAUGAAUGUAACAGUAAUAAUGAGAUAAAGUUGCAUAGUCCACAGAGAUUCUGCACACGUCCUUCACAUUUUGUUUUUUAUAUGUGUGUGUGUGUGUGUAUAUGUGUAUGUAUGUAUAUAUAUAUAUAUAUAUAUAUAUAUAUAUAUAUUUAAAAGAAAAAAGAUCUGUUACUGUGUGUGAGUAUGUUUGCGCGUGUGAGAGAGUCAAAGAUAUUGUUGCUGUCAGAUGAAAACGCCAAAUUUCCCAUUUCAGCUGUUUGGUUUUUCCAGAAGUGUAUUCGGUCUUAUUUAUUUGUUUUAAUUAAUUAAUUUAGUAGUAUAGUAUGCCCCCCUGCCUUGUCAGCUAUGCGCUCAAAAGUCAUUUAAAUUUUAUCAAAAGAAGCUGUAUUAGAGGUUCAAUUAUAAGUCAAAGUAGCCUGUUAACACUGAUGUCCAGGGCAGUUUCUAGUGACCAAUUACUGUAUGUCUUAUAAUGAGAGGUUACACAGUCAUCACUGUAGUGCAGUUUUAUUUGUGUCUGUUAAUCCUUAAAGGUGUGGGUUUUUGAACAUUCUAACAUAAGAUUCCGUUCCGCAAUUUAAAUUCUUUAGAGCGUUCAUUUUCCAACAUUCCCGUCACACCGGUCUGACGGUACACCUUUAAGGUUUAAGUAUGCCUGCUACUAUGUAUUUAUAUUUAUUUAGCAAACACUUUUAUUCAAAUAAACUUUCACUACAUGGAAGGCACACAUUUUAUCAGUAUGCCUGCUCCUUAAGGGAAAACCUUCUGACCGUGCUGGCGCUUCACUCUGCCAGCUUCAGGGACACGUAUGCAUAACACCAUAUACACUAUACAUUGUAAAUGUUUUCUAAAGAUCAAAUCGCAUACUUCAGCUCUCAUCAACAUAUCAUUCUGAUCUGUAAUCUAUUCUUGGCUUGUCCAUUUAGACUGUAGUGAGAUUGAAAUGACACUGGUAGAAGUGAGCUGGAAACUUCCUGGACAUCAGAAUAUGGGGACAUUUUUACUAGGUUACAAGGGCUAUAUGUGAAAUGAAAUCAUUCCACUAAGUGUAUUUGUAGUAUGAGCAUAUGAAAAGACUUUAUAUGCAUACAUAUGACAUGGUUUUCAUAUAAAGAUCAAUAUAAAGUGAUCAGCUUUGUGCUGUAGAAGGUACAGCUCACUCAGUUGUGUGGUAACAGCACAUUUCAUGGACAAUAUUAUUUUGCAAAGUAGAAAUGGUUUAAUUACAUUUAUCCAUGCUUUUUAAAAAACAAAUAUUAUGGUGAUUGUAACAUUGUGUUACAAUAUUGAUAUGGAUGUUUUCUUCUGACAGCAGCGUAUUAUUUUAACCCCAUUCAUGUUUACACCUUCAAAAAGCUGUUUUUGUCUGUAGCGAUAAUAAACACCACAUUUCUAAUUCAUAAGUAAAGGCUGACCCUACACUGUGCUAGGUUAAUCAAGAGCACUGCUUAGUUUGAACAUUGUUUUGUUACUCUGGAACAUUUCAGAAAUGUUUUGUGAACACUAUUAGCCUUGAACUUUCACCCAAGCUUAACAAAAACAUAGUUUUUAUGGCAGAGAAACUAUUGGCAGAUCCCUUUUUUACACUUCUAAAUAAAGUUUAGUGUCAGGUGAUGUGUUUUACAUAUCAAUAUAUUGCGAAAAAUACGUAAGCUUUUUAGUCAGAAUAUUAUGAAAUUAGAUGGUUUCAAAGUCAUGCCUCUUCUAAGGAUAGUUUUAGUAUGUGUGAUCUUAGUGUUGGUUAUUUAAAGUAAGAGAAUGAAAAAGCAAGAGUAUUACGAUAGAUUUCCUUUUUUUCCCCAGGAACCUCUGUUUGCUUGGCCAUAGAUGAGGCUUUGGUUCAUUUGAGGUUCACACAUUCAUGAAUCAAUUCAUUGAAAUGUAAGGAUGAUUGACAUUGAGUAGAUGCUUUACUUUGUGAAGUGACAUUAGGUGGUUGUUCGUGUCAUCUCUCAAGGUGUCAGGGGGGAAAAUGGACAAUUGCUUUAAGUAAUGGAAUAGAAAAGGAACCGACUGCAGUGCUAAGGUGCUGGUUUUGAGUGGACUGGCGUCAGGCUCAGGCUGUAGUCUUUAGGAACUCUGUGGACUUAUCUGUAUGAUGAAGGAACUUCUUAUUUGUUUCAUGGUGUGAUUCAUAAUGCUUUAUAGUGUAACUUUUUAAACACAAACUGAAAGUGGAAGAGCUUUGUGAGGCCUUACAACUGAUUAUAUUGAUGGCUUGCCGUUAUAUCAGGCAACAGAGCAUAUGAAAAGCCUUUACUAUGGUAACCACUUACCUUGCCUUUAUAGAAACGUGAUCCAUGACUUGUCCUUGUGUGUCUAGUAUUCUGUUUUAUGUCAGUCAUGAUGUAUUAUGGUAUUUAUUUGUAACUUGUCCAGAAUGUCCAUCAUAUUGUUUCUCAUGGCACUUCAUCACUGACAUCACCGUUUGCUGCUGAUAAAGGAUCAUAAUUCACCUAUGAAUAAUGCUCACAAGCUGAGUAGUGUACAGGGUGUUAAUAUUGGCUUUUGGAGAUUGGAAUAGAGCAUUAAAGCUUGGUUUCAAUGAUAAUUUACUUAAUAUAUGUGGUGUGUACCUACUAGACUUUCAGGUUCACUCAGUGUACUGUCAAAUAAUACUUGUUUGCAUGUUGUCCAAAGCUUAGUAUUUAUACAAGUUAAACGAAAGGAAGUCAUAUUAUAUAAUGUGUGUGUGGGUUUCUUUUUUUAUUUUUAAAUUUAAAAGAAAUUGUUCAAGUCAACAGAGGUGCUCUUAUGCAGAAUUAACAAAAGAGUUUGGUUGGAUGUUAGAAGAAUUCAAUAUUUAUGUAUAUUUGCACAGUGAAGAACAAUUUCGAUGUGAACAUUUUAAAGUCUGAAAAUUAUAUUUGGCCAUCAGUUUGGAAGUGACUUUCAGCUGGUAUUGUGAGUAGAGGCAAAAGACUUACGAAUUUAUGCCAAGUUUGGAGUGUUUUAUUCAAUAUUUGAAUGCAGUGUUGAUGUGAUGGAAUUUAAAUAGGUCUGUUGGGAAACUUCCCUUUUAUUAGUUAGAUGUUUUGGGUGGAGUGAGAAGGUUUUUCUGAUUAAGAUCAAAUAAUGAAAUUAUUUCUUUUGUUUUUUGUUUCAUUUCUGUUGCUAUUGGGAGGGAGAGGGUAUUGUGUGUCUUAAGCCAAAAAAUAAAAGUUUAAAAGUCACAUUGCAAAGAGGAUAAUUUCCCCAAUAGCAGGUUCUUAUUGCUAUUGCUAUUGGAAUUUAUAUUCGUAUAUGUCUGAAUGUGUAGGGUCAAUGAAUUAAUUAUGCCUCAAACGUGUUCCGGAAAGUUUAGCAAAGUUGGUAGCAUCACUGUGAUCUGUUUUAAAUAUUGGGCCUUGUUCUUAAAAUCUUAAUCAUUUAACUACAAAAUAAGACUAUGGCAGUGCAGCUUAAGGGUCCUGGCUGCUUAUAUUGCAUUUCAAAUAAGUCAAGAAGUAAAAGUCAUUGUAAUUUUGCAGAGAUUAGGAAAAGCAGCUAGUAAUUGAGGCCAUAUGCAACAUAUAACACAUCUCAAGUAAUCCGUUUUAAUGGUCAAGUUGAACAUUAGAGCUUGAUACCCAAUUUCAUAAGAAAUGAAUUUCCAUGAAAAUAUGCUGUAGGCCUACUGAUCUCUGAGACAUUGUCUCAAAUGCUCAUCCUGUUGUAGUCCUCUCAGGAUGCAUGACCACGCCAGUUGUGUGUCACAUGUCUGAUAAUCAAGUUGUGAUGCAAAGACCCUACCGUAGUCACAGGUCAUCUUCUGUAGUCACACCUGCUGCUUCAACAUCUAGAGCCAUGGAGGGCUCCCUGAAGUGACCUGGCUGGAGUAGUCACUUAUUGUAAUAUCACAUUUCCCCGCACACGUCUGCCUCAUGUCUCUGGUUAAAAACUUACACAAUCUCCACACCUCUUAAAAUGUGAAAAGCCUUGUAACAACUUGUUUUCAUUUAGAUCAUAAUGAAUGAAAUAAUAAUAAUAAUAAUAAAAACAUUUGGAUUCA
Molecule: messenger RNA, 5667 nt
Organism: Alosa sapidissima (American shad)
Lineage: Eukaryota; Metazoa; Chordata; Actinopteri; Clupeiformes; Clupeidae
Gene: ubac1
Product: UBA domain containing 1
Exons: 10
Coding region: 330-1607 (425 amino acids)
Molecular function (GO): protein binding
Source: RefSeq, a predicted model, not a curated record